UGUGUUACGACAUGUGUAGCCUCGAAUGGUGCGAAGGAAGAGGCCAUGUCGGGAGCUCUGAGCAUGGCGGACGGAGCCACAGCUCCUCUUAAGGUCACGAAAUCCCUAACCCUAAGCUGCAGUGGAUCGUCGGCCAGCGUCCGCAUGGAUCGUUUCUUCGAUCUCGAUGUGCAAUGGCUUUGAAAGGUUGCUGGUUUCGCUGAUUGCUUGGGAUUGUUGGAGAUGUCGGAGGUUCCGAAGCUUAUCUACAUUGCGGUGGUGGACGACGUGGGGGAGAAGGGAGGAGGGGAAGGAGGUAAUGGCGGGAUGGAGACAGCCUCGUUUCGGUACACGAGACCCGUGUUACAGAACACGCUGCAACUCAUGGGAUGCAAAGCGCGGCAUGCCUUCAAGAUCAGCCGAAGGGUAUUUGAGCUUCUGAGAACGGAAUUUGUGGCUGAUUGCUUGGAUCAGGAUGAAGACCGGAAGGGCCUGGCUCAGCAAAGUGCUGAGACUGGUUACACAAUACCGUUUGAACAGUACAAGAAACUGACAACCGUAGUUUGUAGUAGAGAAAGAUUCUUGAAAGUUACUUGCGCUGCUCUAUCGGAAUACAAGUAUGUAGGUCCCAACCAGAGGGCUGACCUGAUGCUGGCGUGCAGAAUCCGAGAAAAAAAGGAAUCUGUGACUAUUCUCUUAUGUGGAACAAGUGGAUGCGGAAAGUCUACUCUGUCUGCUUUGCUGGGAAGCCGGUUGGGCCUCACCACUGUAAUCUCUACUGAUUCCAUACGGCAUAUGAUGAGAAGCUUUGUUGAUGAGAAGCAAAAUCCUCUCCUUUGGGCCUCAACAUAUCAUGCUGGAGAAUGCUUAGAUCCUCUAGCUGUUGCAGAAGCAAAGGCUAGACGGAAAGCAAAAAAACUUGCCAUCAUUUCUCAUCCCAUCAUAAAGGAUGAUUUUUCAGAUGGAACAUUGAAUGGAAAAGCUGACGGCCAAUCUUCUAUUAGAUUAGCUUCUGUAGACUCGAUUAGCAAAAGGCAAAUGGCUAUCAAAGGAUUUAAAGCACAGAGCGAGAUGGUUAUAGAUAGCUUGGACCGUUUGAUCACUGCUUGGGAGAAUCGAAGAGAAUCGGUUGUUGUUGAAGGUGUUCACUUGAGCCUCAAUUUUGUGAUGGGGCUAAUGAAGAAACAUCCUUCAAUAAUACCAUUCAUGAUCUAUAUUGGAAAUGAGGAAAAACAUACAGAGCGAUUUGCAGUACGUGCAAAGUAUAUGGCUCUAGAUCCUGCCAAGAAUAAGUACGUCAAAUAUAUAAAAAAUAUUAGGACAAUUCAGGACUAUCUUUGUGAUCGGGCAGACAAGCACUUGGUACCUAAAAUAAAUAAUACAAAUGUUGACCGCAGUGUUGCAGUAAUUCAUGCUACAAUCUUUAGCUGUUUACGCCGGCGUGCUGCAGGUGAACCUCUUUAUGAUCCAGCAACUAAUAUGGUGCCGGUAGUGGAUGAGGAGCAUAGAAAUCAAUGUGCCGCUGAUAUUCUGAGUUCCAAGGGUAUGUUCCAAUUAAUAAGGAGGCAAGGGUCUUCAAGGCAUGUCAUGGCUCUUCUUUACACAGAUGGCUCUGUUGCCAAAGCUUGGCCUUUCGAGUCUGCUGAUGGUAGUCUAAAAUCCCUAUCUGCCAAUGUUGAUGAGAAAAUAGUGGGAAUUCCCAUGUAUGGUUUCUUACCAAUUGGAAAGGCAGAACCUGUUAAUCUCCCAUUUGGUAAUUUUGGAAUCAGUGCCUGGCCUAGUGACACAGGUGGUACUAGUCAUACAGGAAGCGUUGAUGAUUCGAGGGCUGAUGGUACUGACACAGGAAGCAGAUACUUUUCCUCCUGUUGCAGCUCUCCAAGGAUGUCAGAAGCAGCUGCUAAAGAGCCAAAAGAGGAGUUAUCUGUCUCUGGCAGUGAAGAGGCUGAUGAUCACCCUGAUAUUGAUAGUGAUGAAGAUCUAAGUGAUGUCGCUAAGGAGAUCCAUGAUGAGAUGGAAGGUUCGGUUGAUGAGCACUCAACCAAAUCUGAUGAGGAGUAUGAUGAUCUAGCGAUGCGAGAUUUGUCAGAGGAUGAAGAACCAAGCGAGGAUAAGCAGCUAAUAUUUGACAGAAAAUUAUCAAAGAUUAGUUCAGAAAAGAGCUUGCAAGACGAAGAUAAGUACCAGCAGAACCUGCUUCUCUUCCUAAAUCUGACCGAGCAAUUCGCUGAAUCGCUGUGCUCCCACUCACUAAAUUCCAGGAAAGAGAGCAUUCUGGGUGCGAGGAUGAUGAAGCAGCGCUCCCUCAGCGAGACUCCGUAGCCAUUCAAAUCCAUAAAUGGUAAGGGCUUUAUCU
This is a messenger RNA of Dendrobium catenatum, 2335 nucleotides long. RefSeq names its product P-loop NTPase domain-containing protein LPA1. The transcript has 7 exons. The coding region runs from base 223 to 2301 and encodes 692 amino acids. Lineage: Eukaryota; Viridiplantae; Streptophyta; Magnoliopsida; Asparagales; Orchidaceae. The record is from RefSeq and is a predicted model, not a curated record.